Acomys russatus (golden spiny mouse) is the source of this 2157-nucleotide messenger RNA. RefSeq names its product CD2 associated protein (gene Cd2ap). The record is from RefSeq and is a predicted model, not a curated record. The coding region runs from base 146 to 2059 and encodes 637 amino acids. The transcript has 18 exons. Gene Ontology annotation, molecular function: protein binding. Lineage: Eukaryota; Metazoa; Chordata; Mammalia; Rodentia; Muridae.
GCACCCGCCUGCCGGGCCCGCGCCUGAGGCUGGGUGUGAGGAGCGGCCGAGCGCGCCGCGGGCGGAUGGAGACGCCUCCUCGCCGUGCCUGAGCCGGUGCACCGAAGGGGCCGCGGGGCCGCGCUCUCCCCGCCAGCGCCGCAGCAUGGUUGACUAUAUUGUGGAGUAUGACUAUGAUGCUAUACAUGAUGACGAAUUAACUAUCCGAGUUGGGGAAAUCAUCAGAAAUGUGAAAAAACUACAGGAAGAAGGAUGGCUAGAAGGAGAAUUAAAUGGGAGAAGAGGGAUGUUCCCUGACAAUUUUGUUAAGGAAAUUAAGCGAGAGACAGAACCCAAGGAUGACAAUUUGCCCAUCAAACGGGAAAGGCAUGGAAAUGUCGCGAGUCUUGUACAGCGAAUCAGCACUUAUGGACUUCCAGCUGGAGGAAUUCAGCCACAUCCACAAACCAAACCUAUUAAGAAGAAGACAAAAAAGCGUCAGUGUAAAGUCCUUUAUGAGUACCUUCCACAAAAUGAGGACGAACUGGCAUUGGCAGUAGGGGACGUCAUCGAUAUCAACGAAGAGGUAGAAGAAGGCUGGUGGAGUGGAACCCUCAACAAUAAAUCGGGACUGUUUCCCUCAAACUUUGUGAAAGAGUUAGAGCUCACAGAUGAUGGUGACGCUCAUGACAGCCAGGAGGACUCAGAAAUAGCUUUGACUGGCCCUACCUCACCUUUACCGUCUCCGGGGAAUGGGAGUGAAACUGCUCCUGGAUCAGUUACACAGCCAAAGAAAAUCCGAGGAAUUGGAUUUGGAGAUAUUUUUAAAGAAGGCUCUGUAAAACUUAGGACAAGAACAUCCAGUAGUGAAGCCGAAGAGAAAAAACCAGAAAAGCCCUUACUACUACAGUCACUGGGAUCUAGAACCCAGAAUGUGGAGCUGACAAAAACAGACAUUGAUGGCAAGAUUAAAGCUAAGGAAUAUUGUAGAACAUUAUUUGCCUAUGAAGGAACCAAUGAAGAUGAACUUACUUUUAAAGAAGGGGACGUAAUCCAUUUGAUAAGUAAGGAGACUGGAGAAGCGGGCUGGUGGAAGGGUGAACUUAACGGUAAAGAAGGAGUGUUUCCAGAUAACUUUGCUGUUCUGAUAAAUGAACUAGAUAAAGACUUUCCAAAACCAAAGAAACCACCUCCUCCUGCGAAGGGUCCAGCUCCAAAGCCUGACUUAUUAGCUGCAGAGAAGAAAGUUUUUCCUCUAAAGGCUGAAGAAAAAGAUGAGAAAUCCCUGCUGGAACAGAAACCUUCUAAACCAGCUGCUCCUCAAGUCCCACCUAAAAAGCCCACUCCACCUACCAAAGCCAAUAAUUUAUUGAGGUCUCCUGCAACAGUGUACCCAAAGCGACCAGAAAAGCCAGUUCCGCCUCCACCUCCAGCAGCCAAAAUUAAUGGAGAAGUUUCUACAAUUUCUUCAAAGAUUGAAACUGAGCCAGUUUCAAAACCAAAGCUAGACCCAGAACAAUUGCCAGUUAGGCCAAAAUCAGUAGACUUUGAUGCCUUUGUAGCCAGGAACGCAAAAGAAACAGAUACUGUAAAUUUUGAUGACAUAGCUUCCUCAGAGAACUUGUUACAUCUCACUGCAAAUAGACCCAAGAUGCCUGGAAGAAGGUUGCCUGGCCGCUUCAAUGGUGGGCAUUCUCCAACCCAGAGCCCAGAAAAAACCUUGAAGCUACCAAAAGAAGAAGAUAGUGGCAACCUAAAGCCAUCAGAGUUUAAAAAGGAUGCAAACUACUCUUCAAAGCCAUCUCUUUCAGCACCUUCAAGUGCUUCUAAAGUAAAUACAGCCUCUUUCACAACUCCAUCAGAACUCAAAGCUAAAGUAGAAGCAGAUGAUGGUAAAAGAAGUUCCCUGGAUGAGCUUAGAGCCCAGAUUCUUGAAUUGUUGUGUAUUGUAGAUGCACUGAAAAGGGAUCAUGGGAAAGAACUGGAAAAGCUACGCAAAGAAUUAGAAGAAGAGAAGGCCAUGCGGAGUAACCUAGAGGCGGAAAUAGCAAAGCUGAAGAAAGCUGUUCUAUCUUCUUGAGUGGUGUCGGCCCAGUGUUCUUCAUGCUCGGGGUUGGAAGCAGCACUGUGACCCUAGCUGGCUUGUUAAAGACAGCAGAUGUGCUCUUGUGAUGAGGG